GUAACAAUUCGAGAAAUUGGCAACAAAUGCAAGUAGCAAUUUCAGCCAGAAAGCGUCUCCCCCCCCCCCCCCCCCCGCGCCUUCCCUGCUCUCCUUAUACUCCUAUUGAACCGAGGAACUAGUCCCCUAAAUAACAUUUCCUCCCCCCUCCCCGCCUUCCAUGGCGAGGAGUGAGCUGGACAUAUUCCCCUCCAAGCGGCACGACAAGCUCGAUUUCUUCCUGAAGAGACACUUGGAGGAGAGCGUUUUCAACAAGAUCCGAAUGUACGAGGCGUGCAUCGUGGUGUCGGAGAGGAAGAACAAGAAAGCCUUCGAGUAUGUCAUUCUGACCGACGAGUGCAUCUACUUGACGCAGAACCCACCCAAGACCAUCCACGAGGCGGUGCAUCUCAAUGAUGUGGUUGCAAUCGAGCUGGUCGAUGAUUAUCCUGACUUUCUGAGCGGCCAGGAUCGGGAGUCUGCACAACACAUUCGCAUUGUUUACAUCUCCCGGCCAGAGAAGAAAAGUCACAAAGUCCAAGUUAGAGGCAAUAGAUAUUUACCUGCUGUUAUUAGUGGCAGGAGAAAGUUUGGUGCCUUCAGCCAGGAGGAAGCUGUGGCUAGUAGCAACAUCCAGGAGAGCAGCAGCACAUCAGGAAAUUCAAAAUCAAAGCAGGAUCGAGCUCUGAAUCAAUUCACUCUCAGGGGGAACGCAGCAGAGUCCGGGGAGCCGCACUCCACGCUGAGGCACGCUGCCUCCUUCCCGACUUCUGCCUUGAAAAAUCUGAAACUAUCCGACCGGCGCAACGUGGAGAGGUCUGUACCAACGCCUCCAAUUGCCCGACCAUUGCCAGUCCCUCCGAAAGAAAAUGCAACAACAGCAACUGCUUACAGCUCAGUAUCAACGGAGCGGUUGGGAGCCAGUCCUUACCCCUGGCACUGGAACAUGAAGGAACCUGGACCUGACAUAACCCCUGAACCAGAUAAGGGAAUGACUGAACAAGUCAAGCCGAAAGAGUCCGAGCUUAACCUCUACAUUAUUUCUAUGACCUCUCUCAUAUUCCUCCAUUUGAAAAGUGCAUGGAAUAAUUAUAUGAUACAGUCGACACUCCUGCAGGAUCCAGGUUACGCGAGAGUGACAGCGCCUAUCUCUCCACCUCGAGGUCCAAAAACUCUCAGUUCAGAGGAAAUGAAUAAACUGUUCAACCAACUGAGCUCGGAAUUAAUCCAUGGGAACAACCUCUUGGAGCGGAGCUUCUCCCUGCUGCAGGAGCUGAAAACGGCAGCUAUAAGGAAUUUCACAAUUAAAAAACUCUUUUGGAAGUCAAACGAUGUGUAUCCAUUUCUUAUCAGCAAACUUCAGGAGCACUUGCUAAAGUUGGAGAAUCCCAUUAACCAGCAAGUCAAGCACAAAAUGGCAGGUCACCUACAGUUAUGUAUUUUGAUCAUGGAGACAUUAGGCGUCAUGUUCAGGGAGACGGAAACAGAACCAACACGAUUGACUCUUCUGAAUGCCAACCGAGGUAUGACUGUUAUGAACUUGCUGAAGAUUUUAAUAAGUGGCCCACAGAUUCCCAUAUCAUCACAUGCAGGUGGUAGGAACGUGCCAACCGCAUCUGAAAUCUCAACUAAUUCUCAAGAUGGCGAGCUACAGAAGCUAUUGCUAGAAUACAAGGAUGCAGUGACAGCUGUUGUGUAUGAAAUCUUCCUCAUCACUCACCAGGGAAACUGGGGUUCUGCCUCCGGGAACUUGACAGUUGGAUGGUUGAUGGUUGCUCUUCAGAAACUUCCUUCCAUGUUGCCUUUUAUUGACCAGAUGAUGAAACACAUUAUUAAGACAGUGCUACCUCCAAUACAUAUCAUGAGCCCCACUCAGGCUUUGCUACUUUUUCAACAAUUCUACAUCCUGAACACCUGCAUCCAGUAUAGCAAUGACUUGGCAGAACAUAUCAGGAAUAAAUACAGCGAAGAAUUUAGGUAUUACAUCCAAAGUGCCACAGUGGAAGCAAUGCUCCCAGUCCAUUAUGCUGUAGCCCAGCCCACUAUUCGGCUCCUUCGUCAAGUGCUCAACUUCAUCCUCCACAAGCCAAUCUGAUUUUUGAAGAGGAUUAAGCUGCAGCCAGUAAUGAGCAUCAAAUUCUCAUGAAAUGGCUGUCAGAGUAAAUAUUCACACAGGUACUUAUCUACUAGAUUUAUGGAAACCAAUAACAGUUUGAAAUCUAUUCCUAUCCCUACAUUGUGAGUCUUACAUAAAACCAUUAUUCGGAAAUUUGAUUUAUAGAAUAAUAAGCCUGUAAUUUUUUUCAUGGGGGAGUUUGCAAAAAUUGAACUUCAGUUAAUAGAUAAGGCAAGUCACAAAGUGCUAUAUAUAUUUUUGUGUUAUCUUAAUUGGCAUAGAAAGGUAUUUUUAAAAUUAAACGUUUUGGAUGUCUUCCUAGGCUAAAGCAGCUUAUGUUUGUGUUUUUUUUUAAUGAACAUGCAGUUUGUAAGUCAGAGUUUAAAAAACUGCACUACAUCAUAGACAUUGGAUGGUUUGCCACAAACAUGUUCUCAAUGUGAGAAGGCUGUAAUGUCAACUAGGCCAUUGAAAAAAUGGAACACAAGUAGUUGGAGCAGAAGUAGGCCCGAGGCCCCUCAAAUCUGCUCCACCUUUCAGAAAGAUCAUGGUUGAUCCUCAACCUAAUCCUUGAUUUUAUAAUAUCCAAAACUAUAUCGAUCUCUGUCUGGAACAUGCGCAGCAAUAUCCUAAGGUACACAACCCUCCUGAGUGAAGGAACUUCUUCUCAACUUGAUUUAGCCCACUCUUUAUCCUGAGCCUUUUAUCCUCAUUCUCAAUUGCACAGAUGAGGGAAACGGCUUCUCAGCUUCUACUUUGUCAAGCCUAAGAGUUUUAUGGUGGAGAAAUCUGAGUGUUUCCACUCCAUGUGAUGCUAAUUUCAUAAUGUACAUGUUUCAAAAUGAGACCAUCACUCAUUCUUCUAAACUCUAGACAGUAUAAGUCUAUACAAAAGAAAAACAGAAUGAGGUGAUUCCCAAUAACAUCAGUGAGAAUGUGGACUGGCCAGUCAGUCCAAAUGUUAAUCGCUUUAGAAAGGGACUCCACUUAACCUCUUGAACCUGUUCUACCAUUCUGUCAGAUCAGGGCUGCCUCAGUUCCAUAAGAAAAAUCUAUGAGUUUCAGUUUGUUCCAGAAAUCCCCUGGGCCCAUAAAAUGACACAGUUUACCUCUAUUUGCACUCUCUUCAGGCACCAUGUCCUAAGAGAGUGUUGGCAACCAUGGACUUCCAUAUGGUUUUGAUAAAUGUUAGUCCAUGAUUAUACCUGGCCAAGUAUUGUAGUGACCUGCAUUUCCCUUCUGCAGGAUGGCUGACCAGGAAACUACACUGCUCUGCUCUUAGCUGCCAUCAUCAGUCCUGUUGGAAGAGUUUUUGCAGGGUGGCAAUCAACCUGUUGGGCUGUUCUGAACCCACCUCCCUGGACCAUCAACAUAUCUGUAGUGGGGCUGAAAUGUGGACCUUCAGGUUCGGGGUCAGAGGCUAUCCCUGAUGGACCAUGGGAUCUCUCUAAUCCUUUAACCAGCUAGACCUGGGUCUUCCUGCCAGUGAAGCAUGAUGGAGAAAUGCCAGCAGAUAGGAGGGAAGCACUGUUACCAAUACUAAUUUCAUCUGGUCAUGUUUCUUACUUACUGAUGUUAUGUAGCAUAGCAAUGGGCAAGUCCAGGAAGGUAGGCAUCACAUUGAUUUGAUCCUGAAACUUAUUGGGAGGAAAGAAAAUCUUAGGUAAAUGGUCCUUCAAAAAGGAUAAAAGAUUUGCUCUGACAAAUUUCUUAGGAGUGAGGCUUGUGGUCAAGUAAUGCUACAAAUACAAUACAUAUCAUAUUGGGGAAGUUCUCUAUUUAGUUGUAGUCUAGGAAGGUCACCUGAAGUUGACAUUCCAUUGCUGGAGGUAAGUUGGAGAGACAAAACACUGCUAAACUCAAGAUGAGGAAGAUCUUGGAAUUUCUGCCUAAGGCGAACUGCUGGUCUUACAACUGACCUCCACGAGGGACCUUAUAUAGAUUCCAGUUGAACACAGAUUUUGCUUAGCUGUGACACACCCAUGGUUAAAGAAUCCACUCACCAGACCAUAAAGAAAUGAUUAACACAUGGAUGACAGCUGCCACUGCCUAUAACCCAAUAUAAAUUGCUGCCUCAGAGAUAAGCAAAAUACACCAAGGUUUACAAAGAUUGUGGAAUGUCCUUUUACUGAUAGUAUAGGGCCUUUGUAUAUGUUUUUGUAUUACUAAUACAAUUGUAUUUUUGUUUACAUGCUUAUGUAUUGGUCUAUGUAAAAGUAAACAUUUUUAAAUGAAAAUAUGAAAACCCCUGUGUGUAAAUGUUAUUUCAUUGCAAGACAAAAGGUGCAAAAACUGGUUCACUAAUCUGUAUUUUAUGUAAAAUACUUCACUGUGUUUAGUUGUCUGUGAUCCUGAGCCAUAUUACAGCCUUUUCAUGAUAUAUCAGUCACCUCUGCACCAAAAAUAGAAUUAUCUGAUCAUAUGAAUUCAGCAAUUUGAAGAACAUAUGAAAAAUGAUCAGUAAUCAACACCAUUCGGCUCCUUGAGUCUGCUUUUGGCAUUAUGGAAAUAAGGAGAUUAUCUCCUACAAUCAACAACAACAGAAAUUGCUGGAGA
This is a messenger RNA of Stegostoma tigrinum, 4651 nucleotides long. It is a transcript of the gene c18h12orf56, whose product is annotated as chromosome 18 C12orf56 homolog. The transcript is spliced from 13 exons. The record is from RefSeq and is a predicted model, not a curated record. NCBI's taxonomy places the organism in Eukaryota, Metazoa, Chordata, Chondrichthyes, Orectolobiformes, Stegostomatidae. Bases 161 to 2074 code for a protein of 637 amino acids.